UAUAGUUCGCUUACAGAUAGAUUGGGUUCUGUUCUACUUAUUUUUCUUCUUCUCCUUUUCUUCUUCUGUACAUAUAUCUCCGCCCCAUCGGCUAGAUAUCAUGACCGUCCUAAAUUUCCAGUGAAGCCUUUCCUUGUUAAUCAUCAACUUUUUCCCACUACCAGCAAUGGCGGCGCCAAGCCCCCUCACAAUAUCGAGCGCGACCUUCGCGAAGCUCUCCCCACACCCGUUUCUCCUCGCGAACCUCCGGCCACCCGACUCGUCCACGCCGUCCUCGCGCACCAACGGCCGACAGCCGUCUCAAGCACGUCCGUAUAAUAUUAACACGUCCUCUCUAACCCAUGCGCACGGCAGCGCCGUCGUGCGCACCGGCGACGCCACCGUCAUUUGCGGCGUCCGAGGCGAGACCCUCCUCACCUCCCAGAUCCCGAACUAUCGCCCGUCGCAAAGCAGCAGCAGCAGUGAUGAUUACGAGCUCAAAGAUUACGACCUACUUGUUCCCAACGUUGAACUAGCCACUGGAUCCGCGCCUAAUUUCCUUCCCGGUGCACCGCCGACGACGCUCGCCCAGACUCUGAGCACACGCCUAUUCUCGUUACUCCAUACGUCCAGACUCCUCGAUCCUGAGGAUCUGCGCAUAUAUCAGGACAGUUUCACGCAGCAGGUUGGGGGGGAGACGGAGAGGGGCGAGGAAGAAGAGGAGAAUGGAGCUGCAAGAGAAGUGAAGGCAUACUGGGUGCUAUAUAUCGACGUCUUAUUCGUUUCGUUCGACGGGAACCCCUUCGACGUGGCGUGGGCGGCCAUCCUAGCUGCCCUACGCGAUACGAAGCUCCCCCGUGCCUACUGGGACAUCGACCGAGAAAUAGUCCUGUGCUCUCGACAAGCAGCCCCCCCACUGAAAAUACGUGGACUGCCCGUAGCUUGCACGGCGGCCGUAUUUACGGCCAAGGAGAGGCAGAAGAAGGGCGGCGGUCAGUACUGGAUCCUCGUAGACCCGGACCGGUUGGAGGAAAGCCUCUGCGACGAGACCGUGACGAUGGUGGUUGACUGUACAGAAGGAGAGACGACAGUCUUGUCCCUCUCCAAGAGCGGUGGAACCGUUAUCGGACCUGCGCUGCUGAAGGAGUGCGCUGGCGUAGCUGAGGCACGAUGGAAGGAAUUUCGUGCCGUCUUACGGUAGAAACAAUCUGUGAUACCCAGUUUCAUGCGAGAUGUAAGCGGCACAAGAUGUACAAUGGUUACCAGUGUAGCCACAAUACAAUGCGACCCGGGUAGUGAACGCCUCGUAUCUGGAUAUAGCCGAGGACCCUUCUUCGGGGUUGGGGGGAAAGGGGGGAACA
Molecule: messenger RNA, 1340 nt
Organism: Durotheca rogersii
Lineage: Eukaryota; Fungi; Ascomycota; Sordariomycetes; Xylariales; Xylariaceae
Product: ribosomal protein S5 domain 2-like protein
Exons: 3
Coding region: 167-1180 (337 amino acids)
Biological process (GO): nuclear polyadenylation-dependent mRNA catabolic process; nuclear polyadenylation-dependent rRNA catabolic process; exonucleolytic trimming to generate mature 3'-end of 5.8S rRNA from tricistronic rRNA transcript (SSU-rRNA, 5.8S rRNA, LSU-rRNA)
Cellular component (GO): cytoplasmic exosome (RNase complex); nuclear exosome (RNase complex)
Source: RefSeq, a predicted model, not a curated record